AUGCUCUUCGCAGCGCACGGGCUCUAUAUCUUCAUCUACUUCUUCCGUUGCCUCGUGACGGGACCGCGGCUCAAGGGGCGCGAGGAUUACGAAAUGUUCGUGGCGUACUGGGCCGUCUUCUUUGUCAAUAUCAUCCUCGUUGGCGUGCUUCCGUGGCUGGCGGUUUGGGCGACCAUCAAGUCGUUAGAGGGCGUCGAGGGGGUCAUCGAGCGCGGGAUAGGGAUCUGGAAGGCCUUGAAGGCAGCUUAGGAGGGAUAACAAGAGUGGUGCAUUGGUGCGCCAAAGAAGCCGAGAACGUCG
Messenger RNA from Cutaneotrichosporon oleaginosum, 300 nucleotides. RefSeq lists its product as uncharacterized. The record is from RefSeq and is a predicted model, not a curated record. Lineage: Eukaryota; Fungi; Basidiomycota; Tremellomycetes; Trichosporonales; Trichosporonaceae.